CUUAUAAUAAGAAUAUACACUCAUAAAUAGUAUAAUUAUGGAGCAUAAAACAAACAUCAAAGAAGGAGUCAUUGAUAAAUUAAUCAGCUUUGAUCUUUCAACACCUGAAUAUAACCAAGAAACUUAUUCUGGAAGGUUUAUGACAUUAUUCAGAACUCAGAACCCCUUUUUCACCUUUGCCAGCACUUCAAAAAUCAAUGCGGCAAGAAAGAUGGUCGCAGAAUAUGAGAAAACAAAGGAAGAGUUUAAAAGCCAAAAUAAAACCUUGCUCAUCACUAAAGAAGAGGCGAAAAAUCUGAGAAAUGCUCAGUAUCUUAUUGGCUCAUCUGUUCAUCCUGACACUAACCAAAUAUUGGCUCCCUACCAGAGAUUCUGCUCUUACUCAGUCAUCAAUAUUCCAAUCCUAUUUGGAAUGAUUCUUAGUAAGCAAACUACAGGAACAGUGAUCUUCUGGCAAUGGAUAAACCAGACUUAUAAUGCAGCUAUAAAUUACUCUAAUAGAAAUGCAUCCUCAGAUCUUGGCACGAGCGGAUUGCUCAAAGCCUACAGUGCUGCUGUGAUCUCAUCGAUCUCUAUUGGGCUCGGAAUGAAAAGACUCUUAGCGCCAUAUUCGAGAAAAUUUAAAGGGCCAGGCCAACUUUUCUUCAACUUCAUCAUCAAUGUGUCUGCUAUUGGGUCAGCAGGAGUCAUCAAUGUGCUCAUUAUGAGAUCUGAAGAGAUGAAGAAAGGUAUUACUCUUACUGAUUCCAAAGGGAAUGAAGUUGGAAAAUCACCUAUUAUCGGCAAAGAUGCUGUCACCAAGACAGCCCUGAGCAGAGUCAUUCUGCCAAUCCCACCAUUGUUGCUUCCUACAAUAGCUUUCUUCUUUAUGGAAAAGAGAAGCUUGGUUCCAAAAAGCCGGAUAGCUAAAGCUCUUACUGAAUCAGUUAUCUUCUUUUGCAGUAUGGUGUUUGCUCCUCCGAUGUGCUGCGCUCUUUUCAAGCAAAACUGUUCUGUCGAGGUUACAAAGUUGGAGAAGGAGUUUCACCAUCUGAUUGAUAUUGAUGGAAAGCCUAUUGCCGAGCUUUAUUACAACAAAGGUCUCUAAGUUUUUCUUCUCAAUUUGAAACAGAUCUUUUUCACUUCUUUACCAAAAAUGAUGGAUGAAAAGUUUUCUCUAAAUAAUUGAUU
Molecule: messenger RNA, 1170 nt
Organism: Moneuplotes crassus
Lineage: Eukaryota; Ciliophora; Spirotrichea; Euplotida; Euplotidae
Source: the annotation of a GenBank genome assembly